UCAAUUUUAAUAGACACGUAGGGUGUACUGGAAUGAGCCUAUCCUCUGCGUGCGAGAAAAGAGCACAAUCUUAAGCUAACAACUCGUUCUCGUAUUCCGAAGCAACGGCGUCGGCGGACGCUGCUACAGAUUAACAAAAAAAACCUGACCUGACCUGACUGAUAGAUUAGUUGAUCAUGUAACAUGGCAUCGGCAGGCCCAGCAGCUCACCGGACCAGGGUACAGGUCAUAAGUCCAGAGAGGACCCCGGGUCUCCAGCGGCCCGCCAGUGUGCCCAGGUCCUUUACAGGGAGAAGGUUACACACCCCGUACCUCAAGACGCCACAGUCUAGGAUAUUGCAUGGACGAAGAAGCAGGCUGACCAGAACGCCGUCUAGUGCCCACCCCACCAAUCAGCGAUUCAGCAAGUUGACCAAUAAGACGUGGCAUACCUACUACGUUUCUCCACUCUAUGCAUUCAGCAAUGAAGCUGCUUCCUUGAAGAGAUGCUCCAGGCAGCUCUCCUCCCACCUCCAAGCUGAAUCUCAGAAAGGUGUCGGAGUGAUGGUGGAAGAUCAAGUGACAUCCAAAUACGCUGUGUUUUCUCUGCGUCCAGAAUUGUUUCCUGACUCCGACGUGCCAGCAGUAGAAUUGAGCAUCUAUGCAUCUAAGAGUCAAGCCAUCUCAGCCAGCAGCCCUCCAGCAUGGACGUCCAUCUUCUGCCCCCCAUCAUCACCAGUGAUGGGUGAUGACAAGCAUUUCUCCAGGCUACCUCUCAUGCUCAUCAAAGGAGCAAUCGGUACUACGAAUUGUGUGCUCCAAUGGCUCCAGGUUCAGUUUGACUGCUGUGUGAGGAAGCUAACAUUUAACCCAAUGGCACUCUCAUGGAUGGUUUCUAUGUGGGCUGAGAGCCUUCCAGAUAAAAAGAAGAAUAGUGAUGGAGAUAAGAAGUGUGGUGUUGAGCUGGUGUACCAUCUUCCAAAGGAGAUAUCAGGACUGAACAAGGUUACCAUGACGAUAGACUCUAGGGAUGCCAGAGCAUUGUGGGAAAGUGUCCAUGAGGAGGAUUCAGAUGAAGUAGAGGAGGAUGAGGUGGUAUCCUUUAUGAAAGCACUUGGUCAGCAUUUCCAUGCGUGUUUCCACAUUCACUUGGACGCCUUAUAUCUGAAGACUAUAGGAACAGCAGCAGCGUUCGUUGGGGCAGAGGGAAGAUUAAAGAUGCUGUCACUUGGUGAGGCCAGUGGUGUAUUGCAGCAUCUCGUAGAGCUUGCAGAGGAGAAGAUGGCUUCACUUGAUGUAUGAUAAUCAUCAUGGAAACCUGCCAAGUCUGCUGUUGUACCUUCAAGCUAGUCCUGGACUAAUGUUAUAAAAAAUUGGGUUUUGUACCCAAUGUGGGAAAGCAAAUGAAUAUCUUCUUGAAGAACUUGUAACCUUGAAGGACCUGUAAUAUGACAGUCUUUGAAACCUAAGAGCCAAUUACUCCCUGUUAUUUAGUCUAGAAGGACUGUUCCUUCAGGUUCCGUAGUAGCCCAGGAUGUAAACUUGAUGUAGUCUAAGAAGUCCAGGAUCUUAACUUGACGUAGUCUACGAAGCUCAAAAUAUGUUUGCACCUGAUAACAGUCAAUCCUCGGGCCUGCCUGUUCUGUAUCCAAAGAAAGCCAAAAUCUGAUCUGUCGAUCGUCAUGCCAGAGCAGAAUGAAGCUUAGGAGUAGGAGUUCUCUUUCUGCCCAUUUCCAAAGAAGCACAAGGUCCUGAUAUGAAGUCCAAGUCCCAGAAGCUUUGAAUCUCUUUCUCCUUAUUUAUUGAAGUGGUCUCUGUUUCCAAGGAAGAACAGGACCUGGGGGCCAUUUCUCGAAACAGUCAAUUCCUUGGACAUCCCAUUGAAACACGUUGUAUAGAAUCAGCACAGGUUUCUAUGGGAUGUCCACAAGCUUAGACUCUGAAUGCCCCAUUAAAUUCACUGUCCUGUUUUCACUUGAUAUGUUUUGGUUAGAACCUUGACUUGCAAUCAUUUGUCCCGAAGAGGUUUUAUGCCAAAGAUAUGCAGUACAUGAUCGAUUUAUUAAUCCGUACUACAAUUUAUGAUUACCGAUCAGGUCUUAAAAAAGAAACACCAAGAAUUGGUCAAUGCCAUAUUUGUCUUCUGACAUUGAAAUUCGUUUCAAGAGUACCGGUAGACUCCUUUUAUUCAAUGCAGUUUAGAAUACAGCCUUAGCCUUAAUUGUUACAUUAUAUGUAACAUUACUAUUCAAUUUGCAUUCCUGUACAAUAUGUAUAAAAUCUGUAUGAUAAAUAAGAUAUAUCCUUAUGUAUAGAAGUUUUCAUGGUAAAUAAUGUACAUUUAUUUUGGUAUAUUUUU
Molecule: messenger RNA, 2338 nt
Organism: Strongylocentrotus purpuratus (purple sea urchin)
Lineage: Eukaryota; Metazoa; Echinodermata; Echinoidea; Camarodonta; Strongylocentrotidae
Gene: cenpl
Product: centromere protein L
Exons: 10
Coding region: 184-1281 (365 amino acids)
Source: RefSeq, a predicted model, not a curated record